Molecule: messenger RNA, 4434 nt
Organism: Pedinophyceae sp. YPF-701
Lineage: Eukaryota; Viridiplantae; Chlorophyta; Pedinophyceae
Source: the annotation of a GenBank genome assembly
AUGGUGGUCGCACCCUCGUCGCACGACCACGACCAUGCCGCCCGCGGCACCAUCCCAGAGGGGGUGUUCGCGGACCUGGCGUCGAGUCUGGAGGUGUUCACCGCGCGCGCGGCGGGCGUCGGCGGCGCGCUGCCGAGCGACGUCCUGGACGCGCACCUGCUGCGUGUGCUGGACUUGGCCCACAACGCAAUGGCAGGGACGCUGCCGGGGAGCGGCGUCGCGGGGGCGUGGACGCUACACCAGCGGCUGCAGUACGUGGAUCUGUCGCACAACCACUUGAGCGGCGACCUGCCCGAGGGGAUGCAGGAAAUCGUCGGCCUCACCAGCCUGCUCCUGCCCGAAAACCACAUGCGCAUUCCAGACAUCCACGCGUUCGCCACCCUGCCGCGGCUGCACCAGUUCGACGCAUUGAACAACACCGUCGCGUGGUCUCCGCACCCGCACAACUCGCCUCAGAACAUCCCGUACCUCGUCCGCCCCCGGGGAGAGCUGUCUCUCGCAGACAGUGGCAUGCGGGGCGUGUUGGUUCCUGGCAUGUUUGUCAGCGGCUUCUCCUCCGUCGACCUGAGCGGCAAUGACAUCGGCGGCGAGAUCCCUGCCAUCCUGGCCUCGUCGCCGCACCUCGUCAGCGUCCGGCUGGGCAACAACAAGCUCACCGGCACCCUGCCCGACCCCAUCUCCACCCAGCGCCUGGCGGAGCUGCGCGUCGGCGGGAACUUUGGCCUCACGGGGACGAUGCCGUCGGACUUCAGCGCCAGCGAGACGCUGCGGGAGGUCGACGUGACCUUCACGAACGUCUUCGGUGCUAUCCCAGAGACGCUGAGCGUGCUGAAGGACCUGCGGGUGCUGUCGAACUUCGGCAGCCUGAUGACGCACCCGCUGUCGAGGCGGAACUCCCGCGGCGAGCUGCUGCCGGAGUUUCUGAGGUUCGCGACCAUGUACACGGCCGUCCCCAUGGGUCCAUCUACAAUGGGAACGACCUUCUCUGGCGAUCGCACCCAGGGGCUCCUGCUGUGCCCAAUGGUCGUGGCGGUGGCGCAAACGACGCUGUUUGCGCUCCUGUCGCCGGACUACUACAACUUCGAGGGCUGCAUGUGCGACGGCGGCGGCAUGGCCGCGUGGGUCGAUGCGCAGGCGUCCUACGGGCCGCGGUGGGCCGCGGUGAUGAACGACACCGCCUCAGGCUUCCCCGUGGACGACGAGGCGUAUGUGGCGGACCACGUGCGCACGCGCAUGAUGAUCUGCGUGCAGGAGGACAGCGGCAUCGCGCAGUGGCACGUGAGCCUGAUUGUGGUGUGCGGGGGCGUGGCGGUGCUGUUCGUCUGCCUGGGGCUGGCGGCGUUCCUGCUGCGGCACCGCAUCGCCAAGGCCGUCGCGGAGCACCGCCGCCGCGCGGGGCCGCCCACGGGCGGUCGCGAGAUCACGAUGGUGCAGACCGACAUCGAGGGCUCGACGGACACGUGGGAGAACCACCCCCUCACCAUGCAGAAGGCCAUCUCCGUGCACGACGCGAUCAUGCGGCGGUACCUGCCGGCGUUCCACGGCUACGAGGUCAACACGGAGGGGGACUCGUACCUGAUCGCGUUCCACACUGCAAGCGACGCAGUGGCGUACUGCGCGACGGUGCAGCUCGCCCUGUACGCGGCGCCGUGGCCGGAGGAGGACGAGGGGGUGUUUGCGCGCCCGCCGGUCGGGCAGCGGGGCAGCGGUCGGGACAGCCGCCCAGCUUCAGACGAGCAACUGCCAGGUGCUGCAUGUCUGUCCAGGCCCACGCCGACACAAUCGUUCGAGCCGGGACCGCUCUCAACGGCCGGCACGAUGGCGUCGGGCGGCGAGCUCGCCGCCGCUCUCGCGCCGUCGCUGUACCGCGGGCUCUGCGUGCGCAUGGCCGUCGCCACGGGGCACUGCAAGGGGGUGCGGACCAGCCGCGUCACGCGGCGCAACCAGUACGUCGGCGAGGUGAUGGACUACGUGACGGCGAUGCUGGACAUGGCGCACGGGGGGCAGGUGCUGGUGUGCGAGCGGACGUUUGCGCGGGUGCAGAGCAGCAUGGCCGGCACGUGGGGCGCGAUCGCGUCGAAGGCUCCGUACCGGCAGGUCGAGCGCCUGAUGCGCGGCCUGGUGCGAUCUUUCAGCGAGCGCUCGCGGGGCUUGUCCGCGAGCUCUGGGCUCCGGAGGCGCAAGUCCCAUGCACUGCUUGCCUGCAAGAGCGUUGCCGAGGGCGACAUGGCGUCGCAGAGGCUGCAGCUAUCAUUUUCAGGGCCAGGACGGGGCGCAAGCAAUCGUUCUCGCGGGUCCAGGGGCUUUCCAAACCCGGGCGACCAGAGACCGAACAUUCAGGAGCUGUCCACAGGGACGGCAGCGGCGGCCGCGGAGAUCCAACGAUGCCCAUCGCUCUGCGUACCGCCCCGCAUCGUCGCGGCCGCCACGUCCGGCGGGCAGGACACAACCACGUCCCUGGGCGGUGCACUCACAUCUCAGUCACAGGCCACGGCCGACGCCCUCACGGCAGCGGCCUCUCGCGACGCCAGGGCCACCGUCACAUUCACCGCGGGGUCCCAGAACGACAUGCGCUUCGUCGCCGUCAAGAGCCCCUCCAGCGUCCCGUUGUUCCUCUCCCCGAAGCCCAGCGCACCGUCCGCGCACUUCCCGCUGGCCCGCGACGCGCCCGCCCGCGAGGACCUGCGCUUCCUCGACCUCGGGCACUACGCCGUCGUCAAGGGCGACGCGCCCGUGCAGCUGUACCAGGCGCUGGUGCCGUUCCUGGAGGAGCGCGCUGGGCGGGAGCCCCCGCCGGUGUCGAGCGAGCUGCGGCAGGGCGGGUACUGGCACGCGCCGGCGACGGCGGGGAGCUCCGUGGCGCCGCAGCUGAAGCAGUGCCCGCACGCGGCGGCGCGCGUGGACAAGCUGAGCGCGGCGACGGUGUCGUCGUGCCCGACGUGCUGCGCGGCGACGGCUGCGGCGCUGGCGCAGACGCCCGUGGCGAUUGUGUUUUGCGCGGCGUGGAAGCUGGACGACAUCGCGAGCCUGGACGCGCGCACCGCGGACCGCGCGGUGGAGGUGUUUGCGGCUGCGGUGCGGCUGACGCUGCCGCGCUUCAACGGGUACGAGUGUCAGGAGAUGGUGGGGUCGUUUAUGUUGGCGUUCCACAGCGUGGGCGACGCGCUGCUGUGGGGCCUGUGCCUGAACGAGGUGCUGCCGGAGAUGCCGUGGCCGUCGCGGCUGGCGAGCCUGGCGCCGAAGCGCGGCGACCGCGUGCCGUACGCGCCGCACGGCCUGCAGGCGCGCGUGGGCAUCUGCUCGGGCCCCGUGACGUCGGUGAUGCCGCACGGGACGUCGGGGCGCGCGGACUACUUCGGGCCGGUGGUGAACCGCGCGGCGCGCAUCUGCUACGGCGUGUGUCCGCCGGGGCACGUGGUGGCGCCGGCCGGCCAGCUCGCGGACGGGCUGGCGGAGCUGGGCGGGCGCACGGCGGUGGACCCGGGCUUCUUCGCGUGCGUGGGGGCCGCGCGCGCUGACGGCAGCCGCGAGCCGACGCUGCUGGGCGACGAGGGCGGGGUGAGGCCGCUGGAGGUGGCGUGGGUUACGGAGGCGAGCGACGCGCGGCAGGCGCUGGGCCCUGCGAGCGCCCAGCUGGCGGCGCGCGUCGUUGUCGCUCCCCCUGCGGGUUCCAACUGUCACCGUGAGGCCCGGAGCAGCGGAGGGCCUGGCGCGUCCGACGCCCAGUGCGAGCACCUGAGCAGCGGGGACGCAAGUGUCCACAAGACGACGCAACGUGGGAGCUUCGAGCUGCCUUCGGGGCUCCAAACAGCCUCGUCUGCAGCGGCGGCGGAGAUGAGGCAAGUCAGGCCCGACAACCGCUUCAAGCACCGCGCGCCGCCCGGCGCGAGGCUGCAGGCGCGCGUCACAUUCCGCAGCAGCAUCGAUGCGGGCCGCGCCGCGUCCCACAAACCGUCAGUCAGAGAAGGAUCCGUUCUCAGCAGACUGUCGAUCGCAGCACGCCCCCCCGCGGACCUCCGCGGCCGCCCGGCCUCGGCAUCCGGUUCCCAGCACCUGGACAUCCCCGACUGGAUCAUGGCCAGGACGACGGUCGUUGCGCACCACCUCGGUCAGUUCAAGUUGAAGGGCAUCGCGGGGGAGUUUGCCCUGGCCUCGCUGGUGUCGACGCGCAGCCGGAGCGCCGCGGCGCCGCCCGGCGUCGCCGGGAAGAAGGCUACGCGCACCGCGGACGGCCUCGGGGAGGCGGUGCGCGCGGCCGUAGCCCUUCCGCUGCCCACGGACCUCCCGCGCACUCUGGCGACGGCCACCACGCGCUCGCGGGCCACAGGCACCACGCACGCCGACGCGCGGAGGCGCGGGUCCGUGGCGGGCACGGCGCGCAGCCCCGGGCUGUCGCACGCGACUAGAUCGUCGCUCUCCAUCCUCGAACACUGA